Messenger RNA from Opisthorchis viverrini, 705 nucleotides. RefSeq lists its product as hypothetical. Lineage: Eukaryota; Metazoa; Platyhelminthes; Trematoda; Opisthorchiida; Opisthorchiidae. The record is from RefSeq and is a predicted model, not a curated record. Bases 1 to 705 code for a protein of 234 amino acids. The transcript is spliced from 3 exons.
AUGGGAACCGGACUAAUGUCCAGUUCGGAAGAGUCAAUUCCAUGGAAAAGGCAUCUAAAAGUGCCAGUUAUGAAACCGACUGUUUUCGAUUUGGAAUUCCACUUUGCUUGCAAGCAACUGGCAGUAUCCCAGCUCUCGUGCUCGCUUCGGGUGGCGUGGCAGCUAGGUACCGAAAGGGCGUCACAACCGAACCAUAUGGAAAACGUAAGCAAGAUUUGCCACCGCUCAAGUGGGAACACGUUCGCCUGUUCAAACGUGAUAAUUCAGAUGCGUCCAACGUGCGUUGGUGGAGUAGUGGUUACACGCUCGCCUCGCAUGUCAGGUUCAUAUCCCGGCACGGACAUUGGAUAUGCACUGCUGAUGAGCUCUAAUAAGAGCGAAGCUCGAGUCCAGUGCUCCCCUUUGGUGUGGACCCACUGGAGUAAUUACGCCAGAACAGGAACACGGCCGUUCGAACGAGAUUGGUGUGACUAUGAACAUGUAAUAGGCACAGAAUGUACCUUUGCCUAUCUGGACGGGAUUCAGACUUGGAGGCGUUCAGUCGUAAUCUCUCAGAUGCUUCGCACCAUUGGCCUUUCGGCCAGGCACCAAAUGUCUGAACCUGCGGUUCCUCCCGUACUAAACAGAAUUACCAUAGUAGCGGCCAGUUUGUACUACUGCACUGAGUCAUUGUACUCAGUAGUUGUCUGUCUCACGACGGUAUAA